AAAUGAGGAUGAAUUAGUUCAUGAUGGUGAAACUGUCCAAGAAGCAUUCGAUCGCCACAUUGUCGACCACAAAAGGUGUGUCGAAGCAAAUGAGAAAUUCAGAAAGUUGCUCAAAUGUAGAGAGAAAUUAAAAGACAUACAAGAUGCCAGAGCAGCAAACAGAGAAGAAGAAAAUGAUGUGGAAGACGACGAUCCACAACUGACGGGACAGAUUAAAGAUGCAAUGAAUGACGUGAGAGAUAUAGACACUGGAUCUGGUCUCACUCUGCAAGAGAGAGAAUCGAUGCUAAAUGUAGACCAAAAACGCAUCUUUGAUCACGUAAAAGCUCAUCUCUUGAGGCAAAUUGAAUACGAAAAUAAAUCAAAACAAGAGAAGGGGCAAUCAGAAAGUGUAAAACCGUUGCACAUGUUCAUCAGUGGUGUAGGUGGCACCGGUAAAUCUUUUCUUAUUGAGGCAAUUAAAGCACUAGUGAAAAGCCUCUGGUCAACACUGACCAAACAGACAUGCGUAGUUUGUGCUCCAACAGGAUUGGCAGCUUACAAUGUGGGAGGUGUGACAGCACACAGACUGUUUCAGCUGCCAAUAGAACACGAUGGACAAUGUGCCUCAUACUGGUCCAUACCAAAGGCUAGUCACAAAGUAAUGAAAACAGAACUUCAGGAUCUGAAAAUGGUAAUCAUUGAUGAAGUGUCCAUGGUUUCUAGCCUCAAUCUCACUUACAUACACAUGAGAAUGAAUGACUUAUUCGAAUCAGACAAAUGGUUUGGUGGCAAGAAUGUCCUCUUUGUUGGUGACAUCCUUCAAUUGCCACCAGUUCGUGGACAACCAGUGUUUGACAAAGUAACAGCAUCAACACUGAAAUACAGACUUGGUAGUAUGAGUGCAGUGAACAUAUGGCGUGAUACUGUCACCUAUGACGAAUUGACAAUAAAUGAAAGACAAAAAACAGACCAGAAAUUUUCGGAAAUGUUGGACAAAGUGAGACGUGGCUUUUCAGACGAUGAGACUCUCGCUACACUUUCCGAAAGGGUAUUUUCGACGCCCAUUGAGAAAAAAUUUAAAAUAGUACAACAGGGUGGUAACGCCCCAGUUUGCCUGUUUCCAAAAGUAGACAUGUGCAAAGAUUUUAAUAAAACAAUGCUGGCUAAUCUACCAAGUCCUACCAUAAAAAUAAGAGCCACAAAUUUAAUUGAUGGUACUGGCAGCAUACAUGGAUUAGUGAAUGGAGCACUUGGUACAGUGCAGGCCAUUUCAGAAACACGCAUAACAGUUAAAUUUGAUAGAAUAACUGAUCCUUGUGAGAUUGAGAAAGUCAAAAGAAAGUUUAUGGUAAUGAAAAAUGUCUUUGUGUAUAGAAGCCAGUUUCCUUUGAUAUUAGCUUUUGCUGUUACCAUACACAAAUGCCAGGGACUGUCACUAGAUAAUGCAACCAUUGAUCUGUCUGAAAACGUAUUUAGUGCAGGAAUGGCUUACGUUGCUCUAUCACGAGUACGAACACUGUCUGGUGUCCAUUUGACAUGUCUCAACCCCAAAUCAUUGAUGGUUUCCUCUCGUAGCAUAAAAGAAAUAAACAGGUUGAGACAAUUGUACAGGCCAGACCUCCCACAAUAUGCCAUUCCUACAGAUUGUGGCAGUAGAAAGCGUACACUUACUGGAACUAUUGAUGAGCCACAAGCAAAAAAUCAAAAAAAUAUGCCACCACCAAAGGUAGCUCGUGAUAAGAGAAGUAGGCCAUCAGACA
Messenger RNA from Amphimedon queenslandica, 1742 nucleotides. RefSeq names its product ATP-dependent DNA helicase PIF1-like. Gene Ontology annotation, biological process: telomere maintenance; DNA repair. The annotation marks the transcript as partial. The record is from RefSeq and is a predicted model, not a curated record. Gene Ontology annotation, molecular function: DNA helicase activity. The transcript is spliced from 2 exons. NCBI's taxonomy places the organism in Eukaryota, Metazoa, Porifera, Demospongiae, Haplosclerida, Niphatidae.